This is a messenger RNA of Pseudogymnoascus verrucosus, 441 nucleotides long. RefSeq names its product Ubiquitin-like protein (gene ATG12). The record is from RefSeq and is a predicted model, not a curated record. The coding region runs from base 1 to 441 and encodes 146 amino acids. Gene Ontology annotation, cellular component: phagophore assembly site membrane; Atg12-Atg5-Atg16 complex; cytoplasm. Lineage: Eukaryota; Fungi; Ascomycota; Leotiomycetes; Thelebolales; Thelebolaceae. Gene Ontology annotation, biological process: nucleophagy; autophagy of mitochondrion; autophagosome assembly. The transcript has 3 exons.
AUGUCCGAGUCAAGUCUCCCCAUCCGCUCCUCCCCUUCGCAAGCCACACCCAUCCCCGACGACGACCAUGAGGCCGACCUGCCCCUCACCAUGACCGCCUCGGUCGUCCUUACCUCUCUCCCCCGCGACGCAACCGCGGCACUAAAAGACGCUGGAGCUUUCGACAAACCAAAAGUAACGGUGCGCUUCAAGGCCAUCGGGUCCGCGCCUAUCCUCAAGCAGCCGGUCUGCCGCAUCAAUGCGACGCAGCGCUUUGAGGCUGUAGUUGCGUAUCUUAGGCGGGUAGUGAAGUGUGGGCCGCAGGAUAGUGUGUUUUUGUAUGUGAAUAAUACGUUUGCGCCUUCGUUGGAUGAGAUUGUUGGGAACCUGCAUAGGUGCUUUCGGAAUCAAACGGAUGACCAGCUUAUUGUUUCCUACUCGAUGACACCGGCUUUUGGUUGA